AAUUUUUUUAUUUAAAAAACUCAAAAAUUAAAUUUCUUUUUUAAGAAAAACAGUGGUUAAAAUAUUAUAUAUGUACUAUUUUCAUAUUUUAAGGUGCAUAGGGUAUAAUCGAAAUUAUUAGUAUCUUUAGAGUAAUUUAUGGGCAUAACAUUUAUUUAUAUAAGCCUAGGAUUGACAACUAUUUUGGUCCAAAGCAUUUAGCUAGGGUAACGUUGCUGCUUAAGCGUAAUUUGGGCUCUGAAUGCAUGGGCUUUAAUCCUGAAGGUCGAAGCCCAAUACUUUUAUCCAAGUGUGUAAGUCAAUGCUCAAUCGCUUGUUCCAAACCCAUAAUAUUAGGUUUAACAAGUAACAAUAUCUGCACAUAAAUAUACACUGUGAGACGUGGGGGUAGAUUUAUGUUUUCGUGAUGCCUGCAGUCACUAUCAAAUGUCAAAACCAUUUGUUUCUCUGAGUCUUUUGUUAAAGCGUGUUGGUGCUUUUGAAAAUGGUGGACAUGUUCUAAAGUGAAGCAUAUAGCAAUGGUCCUCCGUUUCUUUCCUUCGUAUUCCCCCCCCCCCCCCACCACCAAUCGAAUCCUAAAGAUUUUUUUUUUGGGAGAAACUGUUGCUUGCAAAUCACGAAGAUAAAAGCCCUUGAGGCUGCAGCUUAAUCCUCUGAACUCCCUCACACGCACAUGGGUCCGGAAUGCAGCCCCUGGAUGUUGAAAAAGCAUGACUAAUCACAUGCAUAGCUUUGCUUGUGUUGGAAAAUGUUGAGGAUCUAUUUUUAUUUAAAAUUGAAUGAAAAAACCCAUGUUCCUUCCACUAGGGCUUGGGGAGGACACCUCAGACCUGACCACUAGAACAAGGGCCUAGGCUUGAGCCGAUGGUCCUAAACUUUUCAACAAGCUAUCCGAGUUGGACCAUGAUGGUCUUAGAAAAGGCAUCCAACUUCCAUUUACCCUUUAAAGAUGUACAGAGCCAUGUGCUUACAUUAUCUAGAAUCAAUCCUUUCUCGUGCUAUUUCAAGUAUCACUCUUUGGGUUGGAGAACAAGAAAAGCUUGGUUUUUCACUGCAAUGGACAUCAGAAACUGGUGCAAUUCAGGGUGCAAAACUGUCUGCUUAGGCCGGGGCUACCAUGAGUUUGGACCUGUGGCUGUGAACUCAUCACCAUCCACCACCGGGUCAAACAAAUUGAAGUGGAAAGUGCUCUGGAUGAAGUUUAAGAAAGAGCAGAGGAAGAUUUUUGAGUCUGAUCCAGUGCAGGUACCCUAUGAUCUUUACACCUACUCACAGAAUUUCGAUCAGGGCUUUGCGUGGGAUGAGCCUGACAACCUUUCUCGAUCAUUCUCUAUGAGGUUUGCUGAUCCUUCCAGGGUAUUUCUAAGCAAAGCUGCAGUCUAGUUGAAUCUUGAAGACACAAGUUUUCAAUCCUUGAUGCACUGAAGCUAUCUGCUAGUCUUCAGUCUUCAUGGAUAAAAUGUUUUGUCCCAUUCAAUCUUUUCAUCUGUAAACAGCAUGUUGUCUUCAGACAGAGAAAGGGCAAAACUGCAGUGUUUAAAAAAAAAAAAAAGCAAAAACUAUUUCUGUAAUUUCUGAUAUUGCAACUGUGAUGCCAAUGCUUGAUCAAUAUAAAUAUCUUGACUAGCUAAUUUGUUUGUUUUAUGUAUCUUCUACUUGAAUUAACCACCAAGUCCAGAUGCAAGGCCUUUUGACAUUUUCUUGUGGCCGACAGUGCAUUAAUUGCUUUCGCUCACUGGGAAAAAAACGGACCAUUUCUCAAAAAAAUAAAAACGCAAAAAAAGGAAUAAUGAUUUUUGAAGCAAAUUAAACAUUAUUACUAGGCAGCAACAGCUCUCUGGCCGCUGGAAUUGUAAAACCAGAUGGGAUUCUCAAGUUGGCGUUGAAAAAUUAGUGAUCUGAUGAUUCAAAAUCAUGUUAUAUAAUUCAGAGUUUCCAAUGAUAAAACUUUGGCGAGACUUGGAACAAAAGUAGCUUAGAUGACAAAUAAUAAUGGAGAAAGAUGCUAGAAAUUAA
Messenger RNA from Durio zibethinus, 2016 nucleotides. The record is from RefSeq and is a predicted model, not a curated record. NCBI's taxonomy places the organism in Eukaryota, Viridiplantae, Streptophyta, Magnoliopsida, Malvales, Malvaceae.